Molecule: messenger RNA, 1041 nt
Organism: Aspergillus nidulans FGSC A4
Lineage: Eukaryota; Fungi; Ascomycota; Eurotiomycetes; Eurotiales; Aspergillaceae
Product: NAD(P)H-quinone oxidoreductase
Exons: 3
Coding region: 31-1041 (336 amino acids)
Molecular function (GO): oxidoreductase activity
Source: RefSeq, a predicted model, not a curated record
AUCUCGACACAAUUGACAUCUCCAAGGAUUAUGCCCUCUCAGAAAACCAUGCGGGCAGUUGCCAUAAAGGGCGGCAAAGGUCCCGCCGACGCUCUCUACAUCGACAACAUCCCCGUUCCCGAGUAUGGUCCCUCGCAGGCCCUUGUCAAAGUCAAAGCAUUCGGUCUGAACCGCAUGGAUCUUCUCCAGCGCGAAGGCCAGUACCCGGUUCCCCCUCAAGCCCCCGCAACCCUGGGCGUCGAAUUCUCCGGGACAAUCGCGGAGCUCGGUGACGGCGCAACGGAAGAUUUCAAGGUUGGUGAUGAGGUCUUUGGCUUGGCGUAUGGUGGUGCCUACGCAGAGUAUAUUGCCGUUGCGACGGGGAUGCUUAUUCAUAAGCCGAAAGAGCUGUCAUGGGAGGAGGCUGCGGGUAUUCCUGAGACAUGGAUUACGGCAACGCAAGCUCUGCACCUCGUUGGCGCCUUCAAACCCGGGAACUCGGUCCUCUGGCACGCAGGCGCCUCCUCCGUCUCAAUAGCUGGAAUCCAGCUCGCCAAAGCCGCCGGUGCAUCCGCAAUCUACGUCACAGCGGGCUCCGACGAAAAGAUCUCCUUCUGUGUGAACCAGCUCGGCGCGACAGCGGGCUUCAACUACCGGACUCAAAACUGGGCCGAGGAACUUUCUAAAGCCACAAAUGGCCGCGGUGUCGAUGUCAUUGUCGACUACAUUGGUGCGGGCUAUUUCCAGGAUAACCUAAAGAGCGCGGCACUGGAUGGCCGGAUUGUGAACCUUGCGUUCUUGGGUGGAAUCAAGGUUGAGAAUGUGGAUAUCUCGUACUUCUUGAGGAAGAGAAUCCGCUAUGAGGGAAGUACGUUGAGGAGUCGGGACGAAGAGUAUCAAAGGAAGUUGAGAAAUAUGCUUGUUGACAAUGCGCUGGAGAAGUUGCGGAAUAAAGAAUUCAAGGUGUUUGUUGAGAAGGUGUUUAAGUUUGAUGAUGUGGUUGAGGCGCAUAAGUUGAUGGAGAGUAACCAAACUAAGGGGAAGAUUAUUUGUACCAUUUAG